AUGCAGUCAUUGGAAGCUCCAAUCGGUCGCUGCCAUUCCUCGAGCCAUGUUGUGGGUAUUCGAGGGGGCCUGAAACUGAGCUUCAUACUGCUCGAGCCUGUCAUAUACUUGCAAGGAGACGGAAAGCCCGAUCGCCAUUCCAAGAAUCAGCCGGCAGUCUCUCGGGGUUAUCUCCAUCUUGAGGUCACCAAGCCGACCAAAAUUAAGAGCAUAUGCGUCUCCUUCCAUGGUCUUGCUAGGUUCCAGCCGUUGGGGGGAAGACAGGAUCUGAUCACAUGUGGUAUUACCUACUUUGAGAACGGGCAUGCGACAUUACAAGACAGCGGCUAUCGCAACUUGUCUAUAUCGGCUGCAGAGAUUGGUCAGAUUGUCAAAAUCAACGCUCUAGCAUUGCAGGUUGAGCAACUUUUACCUCCCGAGUAUUAUUCAGGCAGCUUAGAUCGGUCUGGGCUUCCGCGCCCUUGUAGCGAAAGCCCCCAACAUACCAACAACAGUCGCCCGAAAGGCCAUUAUACGAUGUUUCCUGCUGGCGGUUAUAUCUACCCUUUCGAGUUUCUCGUGCACGACUCACUUCCUGAAACUAUCAGCACUGGGCUUGUAUCUGUUCGUUACUACCUCGAAGCUAAAAUCGAAUUCCCUGGAAUUUCCCGUUCACAAAUGCGUUCACAACUGGAUAUCCCGCUCCUUCGAUUGCCUUCAGAAAACUCACUGGAACUAACUGAGUCAAUUAUUAUCUCUAAGGACUGGCGUGAGCAGCUUCACUAUGAUAUUUGUUUCCUCGGCAGAAGCUUCCCUUUAGGCUCCCGGAUACCAAUAAGGUUGAAACUGACUCCUUUCAUCGACCUAAAAUGUUGCUGGCUGAAAGUAUAUGUGUCUCAGCACAUGCAGUACUGGAAAACGGGACGGGAAACUCGCGUAUUACAGCUGGGUAAAAGAAAAGUGCUUCUGUUUGAAAAGCAGGCGGGGAAUGAAUAUAGAAGCACCUAUCCUGGCAGCAAAAUCCGGAUCACUUCAGACCGGGACAAAAUACGACCGACAGAUACGCAAACUUGGAAUCUGCUCGGGGAAGUACUGGAAACACAUGAAAUUGAAUUACAGGUACAAUUGCCCAGAUGCCCUGAAUUGAAAGAAAUACCGCAGUGGCAACGACUUCAUACAAGCACCAAAGCAGGUAAACCUGAUGUGAACCACUGGAUCCAGAUCGUCCUCUGUCUUUCCAAUGAAGAUAGGGAUGGGACAGCAGCUAAAAAGCAGAACGCUUUCCAGCUCCUAAUCAUCGAAACACCCAUCACUGUUCUAUCCUGCAAGGCGACUCCGUCCAACAUCUACGUUCCGCCAUAUGCAGUUGAACCCGAUACAAAAGCAAUGUCAUUUCAAAAUUUGGAAUGCGACUGUGUUGGCAAUGACUUUACGGAAAUUAUUGCACCAAAGCACAAAGCCGAAGUGCCAGAGACUGAAGCCAAGUCUGUUGAGCAAAUCUUUCUAGACAAUUUAACAAGGCCAGUCAGCUUCGAGAGCAGCUCCAGCGAUAUUAAGCCGCCUGCACAAGCCCAUAUAAGUAAAUGGAGCUUUCAAUAUAUUUUCCAAUGA
Molecule: messenger RNA, 1590 nt
Organism: Penicillium cosmopolitanum
Lineage: Eukaryota; Fungi; Ascomycota; Eurotiomycetes; Eurotiales; Aspergillaceae
Exons: 3
Coding region: 1-1590 (529 amino acids)
Biological process (GO): ubiquitin-dependent endocytosis
Cellular component (GO): cytoplasm; cytosol
Molecular function (GO): ubiquitin protein ligase binding; protein-macromolecule adaptor activity
Source: RefSeq, a predicted model, not a curated record